Cynara cardunculus var. scolymus (artichoke) is the source of this 1027-nucleotide messenger RNA. RefSeq lists its product as uncharacterized. The transcript is spliced from 4 exons. The record is from RefSeq and is a predicted model, not a curated record. Lineage: Eukaryota; Viridiplantae; Streptophyta; Magnoliopsida; Asterales; Asteraceae. The coding region runs from base 65 to 838 and encodes 257 amino acids.
CUCUAGCUUUCCGAAUCUCUUAGAUCGGAUUUACCGGCGAAUUCGCCGGAAACCUACAGGCGGGAUGCCAGGACCAGGUCCACACAUGAUGUAUGCUCUAGGGACAGGUCAAGCUCUGACGAGCGUGUCUAAUGGCAGAUUCAGCCCUCAUCACUGCAUCAUCUAUGCACUCAACGCGUUUUUCGGUCCCGACAUCGGGUCGUUCGCCGAGUGGCUGACAUCUACUGUUGGUUUGGGUGGUGUGCUCGGAUCCUCCGUCGAAAAGUUCAUCCACGAUCCUCUCUGUUACGUCUUGAUCCUCGGAGUUCCUCUUUCUUUACUCUACACUCGUGCUUCUCGAUUUUUCGUCUCCAAGGGCUAUCUUGAUUCCGUCUCUGGGGUGGCCCUUACGGUGAAGCAAUGUUUUUUGCUCAUAACAGCUGGUUCUUUAUCUCACUUCUUCUUAGAUCACCUGUUUGAGGAAAACGGUCACUCAACCAUGUACACUUGGAUAUUGAGUACUGGUUGGUGGAAAGGUCGUGCUCCUGUCAAUCCAGACGCCGUUGCUGUAAUUGGGUUGUUAUGUACUUGCUUGAUCGUUGGUUUCAUUCGCAUCAACAGGAUAAAACCCGUAAAAUCUAUCAGAAAACAAUCGAUUAACUCUGCAAUGCUGCUUCUAGUAAUUGCUAGCUUGUACUGCUUAUGGUGCACAAGCCAAAUCUACUUGGUGAAUCCCCGGAGACCAGCCGUUGGUGAAGAAGCGGAUCUUGGAGUCAUCGUGUUUCUAGCGGUUUAUUUCUUCUUUCCACACUCGUUAUGCAUUAUGUCCAUGAACCCGCCUGAACGCCUCCCUCUUUAGCCAACUGCUUAAGAGUUAUCAGAGUGCUGACUCAUAGCAGCCGAAGAUUUCCUAGUUCUACUGCAGAGACACUAUUCACAUGUGAAUAUACUUUGAGGAUCCAUGCUUUUAGCAAUAUCAUUCACAAAUGCAUGAAAACAAGAUUGUAAUCCGAUACAUGAAUUUUUGAAAUUGAGAGAGAAAUUCACU